ACAGCUGACAGCUGGUGCAGUGACAGUUCUUCAGUCACUGUCGAAGCUUUUGUUAAGUUUAAUGUCAGAUUAUCUACUUAAAAAUCGUUUUUAAUUGAUAAAUUUCAAGAAAAACAACUUUUAACUUGGUCACAUUAUUAUAAGUACAAUCAGGUGCAAGCCUUAAUUCUUCCUAAAAUUGUCCGUUUAACUAGAAAUGAACAGUGAUAGUGAUACCGAAACAUGGUUAAGUAACUGGGAACAACAUUGUAUCACAUCCGUUGACGAACAACCAAAUUAUGAACAAUUACUGAUUACAGAAACAGAUAAUGCACAUAGAACAAUAUGGGCUUCAUUUCAGGACUCUGCAACAGCGAUUGCACAACUAUAUAAAGACCGACAUUCAAGUGAACCUUCUUCCUUAUGGGCUCCAUUUCAAACUGCAGCAGGAUCGAUUACUACCCUUUAUAAAGAUUCUUGUGAUGUCUUGAGAAAUACGAGUGAAGUAGCUAUUCAAUGUGGUUAUCAGAAGAGGAACAUAGAACUAUUUAAUUGGGCAAAGAAGAGGAGACGUCAUAUAAAGAGGGAAGAUCUGUUAGCAUAUUUAGCUGGUAAACCGGUACAAAAAACAAAUAGCCAUUAUCACCAUUCUCUAAGUCAUAGGUAAUUAUAAUUUUUGACACAGUUC
Molecule: messenger RNA, 667 nt
Organism: Agrilus planipennis (emerald ash borer)
Lineage: Eukaryota; Metazoa; Arthropoda; Insecta; Coleoptera; Buprestidae
Product: UPF0472 protein C16orf72 homolog
Exons: 4
Coding region: 197-646 (149 amino acids)
Source: RefSeq, a predicted model, not a curated record